Pieris napi is the source of this 4893-nucleotide messenger RNA. RefSeq names its product heterogeneous nuclear ribonucleoprotein U-like protein 1. The coding region runs from base 161 to 4288 and encodes 1375 amino acids. NCBI's taxonomy places the organism in Eukaryota, Metazoa, Arthropoda, Insecta, Lepidoptera, Pieridae. The transcript is spliced from 28 exons. Gene Ontology annotation, molecular function: protein binding. The record is from RefSeq and is a predicted model, not a curated record.
AUUUUGGCAGCCAUAUUGUAUUGUAAUAAACUUGGCGCUAUCGUACGCUGUUUUCGUUCCUAAUAAUUUUCCAAGUAAUGUCUGAUUUCUUGUACAUUUGUUUGUUUUAAUGUGAUCUAUUGUAUUUGAAGUCAGUGAUUUAGAUAUUAAAUAAGUUACAAUGGAUCCCGCUAAAAUGAAAGUGGUUGAUCUGAGAUCGGAGCUUGGCGCACUUGGUUUGGAUACCAAAGGCAACAAGCCGGCUUUGGUUGAAAGGUUAAAGAAGGCCCUAGAAGCAAAAACUGGAAAAAAUAUUCCAGAUACAUCUAUUCUAGACACAUCUACAGAGGAUUCGGAUGAGGUGGCUACACCUCGAAAACCAGGAUUAAGGACUACUAGACGUAGUUCUUCAUCAAGGCUUACAGGCAGCACUCCUGCAAAGGUUGCAAGACAAGAGCCACCUGAAGUUAUACCAGAAAAAGAAGAGAAAGAGGCAUCCCCUCCACCUAAGGAAAGUCCUCCGCAGGCAAAACCAAUUGCUAAAUCUCCUGAACCUGAGAAACAACCUGAACCAGAGACUAUGGAACAGGAUGACAACAGUCAAUCAUCGACUCCAUCAAAGGAAGAAGAUUCUGAACCAGCUGAAUCUAUGGACGUUGAUCAGAAACAGGAACCUAAAAUUGAUGAUCAUAAAGGUGAUGGUGAAGAAGAUGAAAGUGUUAAAAAGGAGCAAGCAGAAAACGAGGACAGAAAAGAUACGGACAAAAGAGAUGCGGACAGAAAAGAUGAGGACAGUAAAGAUAAGGAUGUAAGAGAUGAUGACAGAGAAGAUAAGGGUAGAAGAGAUUAUGACAGAGAAGAGAAGGGUAGAAGAGAUGAUGACAGAGAAGUUAAGAGUAGAAGAGAUGAUGACAGAGGAGAGAAGGGUAGAAGAGUUGAUGACAGAGAAGUUAAAGGCAGAAGAGAUGACGACAGAGAAGUUAAGGGUAGAAGAGAUGGUGACAGAGAAGUUAAGGGUAGAAGAGUUGAUGACAGAGGAGAUAAGGAUAGAAGAGAUGAUGACAGAGGAGAUAGGGAUAGAAGAGAUGAUGACAGAGGAGAUAGAGAUAGAGAUGAAGACAGAGAAGAUUCUGAUAGAAGAGAUUCGGAUAGAGAGAGACGAGAAAUGGAGAUAACUGAAGAAGAAGAAUGGGACUUGCUCAAUGAGAAGCUGAUCGUCAAGGAGAAAGAACGGAUUGAGCGAGAGAAGAAACAGCAAGAGGAAGAUGCGAAGAGAUUUGAGGAGCUGAGUGAGGAUCCGAUUAAGCUUCAGCGUUUGAAACGAAAAUUUGAAAGAAAAGCACGUUGGAGCAACUACUAUAGAACGAUUGAAGCUACCAAUGAAAUAUUGACCCCACCUGUUGAGCCUGUUCCCAUGCUGCAAAAGAAGGAAGUGGAGGAGCCUGAAAAACCCGUUGAACCCGAACUUAACGAUAAUAAAGUUACUCUAUCUUGGUAUGACAGCGACCUUAACCAAUACAUGGAUCUGCCUGAGCUGAACUCGGUGGUGGCGUUGAGCGAAGGCGCGUUCGCCUACGCAUGGGCAGGCGUCCGCGCCACGCACGGAGUACAGGAUCAACGUGUUUGCUUCGAGGUACGCGUUGGUUCAGUGGUGACUACCAACGAGGUGGCAGACAAGGAGACAAUGCCUAUCAACGGGUUGAGAAUCGGUUGGUCAACUGACGACUCUAAUUUACAUCUCGGUGAUGGCGAAUUCAGUUAUGGCUACGAAAGUACCGGUCGCUUCUUUAACGCUGGCGAAUUUAAAGAGUACGGGAAAACGUUCACCGAAAAGGACGUCAUCGGGGCCUAUGUCGAUCUUCAAUCAAACCCGUGUAAGAUAUUCUACACUUUGAACGGCGUAGAGCUCGGCAAUGCGUUUGAGUUCGAUAAAGAGAAGUUGGGCGGUAGAGCGCUUUUCCCGCACGUACUCACUAAGAACAUGUGCUAUAAAGUCAACAUGGGAUAUGAAAGAUAUAACCUUCUAACUCGUACUAAAAUAGUGCGCAAACGCAUCGAGAUACCGAUCGCUGAGGUGUUAGAAGAAAGGAGAAAAAAGGAGGAAGAAAUCAAAAAGAAGAAGGAAGAACAAAUUAAAAAGAGACAGGAAAGGCAAAGGAAAAGGCGAGAGGAUAGAGAGAAAACGGAACGCGAAAAAAAAGAGAAAGAGGCGUCAGAAAAGAAAAAUGAAGAAGCGAAACCUGAUGUAGCUAUGGAAACAGAUGCGGAUGGAAAAGAGAUGGAGGAAGACAAGAAAGAAGAGACCAAGGAUGAAUCUAUGGAGAAUGGUGAGAGACCAGAAGAAGUCCCAGUAGAAGUGAAAACAGAGCCCAAAGAUGACGCUAAAGACUGGGAGAGUAAAGAAGAAUCAGGUGAGGCCGAAGAGAUUUCAGAAGAGCAAGCGUUGGCUGGUGCCACUUUGGACAAGAGAGUCAAGUUUGUCUUUAGACACACAGUGGAAGAGGAAUUAGACGGCGCAGAAGCCUGCCUCGUCCCUGGCUACGUGCUCCUCGCCCAGGCAGAACUCGUGGAGGGACCCAGACGACCCGACUCCAUCGCGGAAUGCGAGGUUAUCCUAAUGGUGGGCAUGCCCGGCUCCGGCAAGACCUACUGGGCCAGGAAACACUGCGAAGAGAACCCUGACAAGAGAUACAACAUCCUCUCCACCGGAACUCUCUUCGAUAAGAUGAAGGUGGACUGUAAGCCCUUCCGCACGAGCUACGAAGGUCGCUGGGACGCCAUGGUGUCCAAGUGCGCCAAGUGCGUCCUUAAGUUGUUGGAGAUGGCGAAGGGCCGUCGCCGAAACUUUAUCUUGGAUCAGACGAACGUAUACCCGUCGGCCCAACGUCGCAAGUUGAGGGAAUUCGAGGGUUAUAGAAGAGUCGCGGUGGUCAUCGUCCCCGAAGCCUCUGUCCUCGCGGAGAGACAGGCCUCCAGAGAAACCACGGACGGCAAGGAGGUGCCCGAUCCUGCCGUCAUCGACAUGAAAGCGAACUUCACGUUGCCCGAGAAGGGCACGUUCGUAGACGACGUCAUAUAUGCGGAGCUGGACGAAGAGGGGGCCAAGAAGGUGAUAGAAGAGUACCUCAAGGAGGCGAAGGCGGCCGGCGUCGUCAAGGAGAGAGAAAAGAGAGAGAGGUCUGCCGCCCGAGAGACGCAGUCGGCGAGACCGCGUUCAAACGACAGAAGAAGAGACAGGGGGGACGACAAGAGACGGGACGGUGGACGAGAAAGAACAGACCGUUGGAGUAGUGGUGGCAGCCGUUGGGGACCAGGCGCAGGAAUGGGAGGAGGACCCCCGGGAGGCAUGGGCGGCAGAGGCGGUGGACGCUGGGGUCCUCCCGGAGGAGGCCCACGCGACAGAAAUUGGCCCCAACCACGAAACGACUUCGGUCGCGAGCGUGAUUUCCGCGGUCGAGGCCCGGGCGGCCCACCGGGGCCGAUGGGCGGAAUGGGCCAUAUGGGUCCAGGUGGUCCCCGCCAGGACCGUGGGCCCCGGGGUCCCAUGGACAGAGGCUUUGGGCGAGAUCGCUCACAGAACAACAGACCGCCCCCGAACCAACAGGACAAGAGACCUGGCCCCGGAGGUCCUGGUGGUCCCGGUGGUCCUGGAGGUCCCGGCGGUCCAGGCGGUCCCGGCGCACUCGUCGGACCCACUGGUCCUCCUGGCCCCGGACCUGUGGGCGCAUCUAACAGCGGCCCAUCAGGGUCCUGGCAGCGCGGUUCGGCCCCGAACCAGCGAGGGACCAACAGACCUGCGCAGAGUAGGCCCAAUCCCAACAACCAGAAUCAGAAGGACUCUGGCAACAAUCAAAUGGCGAAUCAGAAUCAGUCACAGAACCAGCAAGCGUGGAAUCAGUGGAGCGGUGCUUGGGGUGGCUGGGGGGGAGGCAAUAAUUGGGGCAAUCAGAACCAAGGUUGGGGCAAUUGGGGUAACUGGGGCUGGGGCAACAACCAGCCGAACAACGCCGGCGGGCAGCAGGGCAACGCGGGCAAGGGCGGCGGCCAGAACAACGCGCAGGGUCAGAACUCGCAGUGGGGCGGCUACACGGCCCAGCAGUGGUACCAGUGGCAGCAGUGGCAACAGCAACAGCAGGGCUGGCCGGGGCAAUACAACACUGGUGGUCAGACAGGCUCAGGUGGCAACCAGCAAGGUGCAACGGCGGCUGAUCAGGCGCAGGCGUGGGCACAGUAUUACCAGAGUUAUGGCGCGGGUAACGCAGCGGGCAACAACACAUCCGCGACGGGGGCGAUUGACAAUAAAAAGUAGAUUUAUUUAAAUGAAACGUUUACGUACCAAAAACGGGCAGACGACGCAUGAUUGAAUCAAUUUUAAAGAGAUUUCUCAGUUUUAUGCACUGCACAUAGAAUUAAAUAUUGUCUGGCUGUCAUUUAGAAUUUCUCACGUGUUUUGAGCAUUUUUGUUAUUCACAAAUAUUUGUUUUAAAUAAAAAUUCUACGUUUAAGUUAUCCAUAGGCACUUGUUUAUGGAUAAUUGAAUUUUUUUGUUGUGUAAAUAUUUUUGUCUCCAAACUUAAAUACUGCUUAUUUCUUCUGGCUAUAUUUACAUUUUGUUUGCAUAGGUCCCAAAAUCGCGAUUAUAGAGAUAAGAUAGACAAUGAUUUCUCUACUGAAAUUGUCUAUGAAAAUCAAAAAGGUCGAAAGUGCCUUUGACGAAUUGUUCUGUAACAAAUUGACUCCAUUUUAUUUCGCAUUGAAUUUGAUUGUUUAAUGACUUCACUUUUCAUUAAUAAGUUAUCUAUUAAGCGGAAAACUAGUUUUAACAUUUAGCCUGCGUGGGUUCUCUGUAAUUUCACAUUUCUUGUACGCCAUGCCAAUUCUGCAUGUCUGCUACGGAUAUUGAAAAAAAAAAUG